GGCAGCCGCCGCAGUCGGUCGGUCGUCUCUCGCCGAGUAAGCGCGCGACUCUCUCUUUGCAGCUACACACCUGGCCAGUGCGCUCGCAGUCCAGCAGUGCCCGUUCGUCUCGCCAGCGCGUCUGAUCUUCCGCGGGACUUUUCUACUGCGGACGCACACUCGCUCUUUACCAAGGAAAAACAAAAAGAGCUGCGGAGGAGAAUCGGAAGAGCGCGUCGAUGCUGUGAUGAGGAGAUCGGCAGCGCCGGACAUGGAAGCCGGAAGAGAAACCAAGACGAGCGGAUAGUGGCGAAUCGCACACACACGCACGCGCACACACACACACACACAGUGUCUUUACACGCAGCGUGGAGAAAGAUAUAGGCAUACCUGUACGCUAUAGACAGAGCUGCGCGCCCGAGGCUGUCCCGUUGCGAAAGUGAUUCGGAUCGUAUAUUUGGAAGUUUUCUCUGCAGUGCGCGGUGCUUCCCGUACGAGAACUCUGAGCGACUAGUGGACAAGAAGAGGAAGAAGUCGGUUCGUUUACGCGCAGUGAGAGGAGGAGGGAAACAUUUCGCCGGCUGGUAGUGCGCCAAACGAUGGAGAAUUGAGAGACUUCGACGCCCGAGCAGAUGCAUGAGAUGAUCGGCAAAGUCGUGCUCGGCCUCUGGAUCGUACACUUGUCGAGUUUCAUUGUAAAUAAUGUCGGAGUGGCAAGCGCGCUCAGACCGAUCGACGAGUCGCUGGACGAGAUCCACGACGCGGAGAUCUUCCAGGCGGUGGUGACGUCUAUGAACGAGUGGGAGAGGAAGCGCCGUGGAAGUCAUCGUCACAAGCGCGAAGUGUCCCGAGUCUGCUACGAGGAUGUCGGCUGUUUCGAGGACACCGGGCCCUUCAGCUACCUCGAGAUGCUCCCGUCGCCGCCCAAAGACGUCGGCACGAGAUUCUUCGUGUACGGCAGUCGCAAGGCGCGCUCCAUCCCGAUGGAGGUGCCGGCGGAGAGCAUCAGCGAGAAGGCGAACAACGCGAUAGAUCCGGACCUGCCCACCAAAGUCCUGGUCCACGGAUUCGGCUCGAGCUGCGACCACGUCUGGGUCUACGAGAUGCGCUCGGCUCUCAUGGCCGUGAUCGAGUGCAACAUAGUUUGCGUCGACUGGGGUCCUGGUAGCGCGGUACCGAACUACGUUAGAGCCGCUGCCAACACUAGGCUGGUCGGAAGACAGUUGGCCAAACUCGUGAGGAGCCUCAAUGUUCCUCUCGAGAACAUCCACAUGAUCGGCUUCAGUCUCGGCGCUCACGUGGCUGGAUUCGCCGGAGCCGAGCUCGGAAAUGUUUCCAGGAUCACUGGUCUCGAUCCAGCGGGUCCGCUGUUCGAGGCACAGGACCCUCGGGCUCGUCUCGACGAAACGGACGCCCAGUUCGUCGACGUGAUCCACAGCAACGGAGAACAGCUGAUUCUCGGAGGGCUCGGCUCUUGGCAGCCCAUGGGCGACGUCGACUUUUACCCCAACGGUGGCAAGAUGCAGAGCGGCUGUUCCAAUCUGUUCGUCGGGGCCGUCAGCGAUAUCAUCUGGUCGAGCCCGGUGGAAGGCCGAUCGCUGUGCAACCACCGUCGCGCCUACAAGCUCUUCACGGACUCGAUAAGCCCGAAAUGCCGUUUCCCGGCGUUCCCCUGCGAGCUUGGCUACGACGGUCUGAUCAAAGGCCAGUGCUUCCCUUGCGGCACCCACCCGGGAGCUCCUUGCGGCCACAUGGGCUUCUACAGCGACCAAUCGCCGGCCAGAGGUCAGCUGUACCUGGUGACGCGAGACGAGGAGCCGUUCUGUGCCCAUCAGUAUCAGGUGAAGGUGUACAACAGCAGGCACGAGAGGCCCGUGAAGAGUUACGGUAAACUCCAAGUGACACUGAUAGCCGGAGGCUCGAUCAACGAGACCUUCACCAUGACGAAGAAGGAUGACGAGGAGCUGCUCGUUGGCGCCAUACUUCAGAAGAUAGUGGUCCCGCACCCGACCCUCUCCAAACUCGAUGCCAUAGAGGUGAAGUACACGGCGUACAGCGGCUGGAUAUCCUCGGGCCUGGUUUCCUGGUCGGUGGACAAGAUCGCCGUGCUGGACAGCUACGGAACCAUGUUCUCCAUCUGCAAACGCGGUCUAGCCCUCGAGUCAGGUAAAUCGGUGUACCUGCCGUUGUACCAGGGCGACUGCACCGUGCCACCGGACAACGACGAUCAGGAGGAUGACGAGCUGCCGGACCAUCAGCCACAGCCUUCCAAGGACGAUGCUAAGCAACCACCGAGUAUCGGACCGUUCACGAGAGACCAGAACUACGACAGAAACAGCGGAAAGGACGGUUUCACCAACGAGCUCCCGCAAAAGGGUCUGGGUCCGUUCACGAAGGAGGAAAACAUCAAGAUCGCUAAGGCCGAGCAGGAGAAGCUGGCAGCGGCGAAGGAGUACAGCGACAACUCGAGCAAACAAACCAGUUACCAGAGCGUCUCGAGUCCUUGGGCGAUAGCCGCGCUGGCGAACGACGGAAGCAUCAACUCGAACUCGGUGGAGAACAACGUCGGCGAGUUCGCCGAACGCGGUCGAGGUUUCUCCUCGGGCAGUGCUUCCUUGGGCCUCGACCGUAAUGGCAUCCUCCAGGUGAUCACCAUUACCUCGACCUCCACCACCGACAACCCCUCGUCUCCCAACGCCGAGACCCACGAACCGGUGCUCCGUCUUGGAAACCCCGGCGGAGGCAAAAAGGAAACCGGCCGAUCGCUGAAGCUGCCGGAGAUCACCGAGCCGGUGCUCAGACCCAGGGGUACCAGGCAGGACUCCUCGUCCACGAUGAACUUCAGCUCGAGGAACGGCGGAACUGGCGACCAGCAGAUGGAGGAUAGGAAUAGCAAGCAGGAGAUGCUGGAGGAGUCGCCCAGCUCGAGAGGCUUCACCGUGCAGUUCUUGCCGGAGAGACUGGCUGGGAUACUGGCGCAGGCUGAGCGGUACGCCAGGCAGACGCUGCUGCCGCUCAUCUCCCAGUACACGCCGAGCUUCAUCGGUGGUGGCAGGGCUGAGAGGCCCAAGUACUUCCCGCCUUUAGGAAGCCUAUUCGGCGCCCGGGACGACGACGAGUCUGGCGAGUCCCAGCGUAAGAACGUCAACGACGCUCGCACCAAGUACUACUUCGAGUUCGAAGAGGAGCCCGUCAGCAGCACAACGCUACGCACCAAGUUCACCAGUGUUUCAACCUCGACAGUCAACAGCGUCGAGAAGAAGGACGAUUGGGUGCCUCUGACGGUGCAACCGCUUCAGGUGCAGCAACAGCAGGUUGGAGAAAGUCGGAAGGAAAAGUCCAUGGAAGGUGUAUGGCUGAACGAGGACGGAGCAACCUGGUCACCCCGUAGCAAUGAGAGCGACACAGCACCCGAGACCAAGAUCGACGACUGGGUACCGAUCACUCCGACCGGUUCCCCUAACCCCGAGUCGUCGGCCUCGUCCGUCGUCAUCGUCAACUCCACGUCGAUAUCCAACAACAGCAGCAGCUCCCCGAGCCAGGAGCAGGAUCGCAAGUUCAUCCCUCUGAUAGACUUUGCCGAUUCAUCGCCGAAACCCGAGGAUAGCGGCGCCGAGAAGAAGGCAAGAUCCAUCGUGUUCCCCUACGUCUACGAGAGGAAAAACGAUCCCAGGACUAGAUACAUUCCUCUGAUACCCGAGGAGGAUCUCGGCAUCGACGCUGCUCACAAGGAGAAGGAACGGUGAUGAGCACGUGCGCAGUGGUUACUAACCGAUUACACACAGCAAUCUGAUUCCUCGUGAAAAUUGUUAAGAUAUUCUUAUAAGCUGUUUUUUUAUUUUAGUCGUAUGAGCGAUAUUGCCUCUUGGUUAUUUAUUUUACGUUGUCUUUAUUUAACUUGCUUUUUUUGUUUCGAGGCAAAUCCCACGAUUGUUGUGCGUGUGAUAGGCUCUUCUGGAGAAAUCGGUAAAAUACUUUGCUUGUACAGGAGAAUUUGGUUUGCGGACUGAAGUGGUGGCGCUUUUUGUACUUGAACGAAAGUAAAAGAGUCUUGGCGGCAAAUGUCAUAUGUGAAUGCGAGCGAUUUUUCGUUUUUUACUAUUUAUGUGCUUUUGAAUUAUUCGCUUACAAUGUCUUCUCGUCGAGAUAAAACUUUUGCUUUCUCUCUUUGCACGAAAAGAUCGGGUUUUCAAUUUCAUGGUUGCAUCAAAAUUGCUUGAUUUUGCGCAUACGUUAGAACUAGAUGCUGAUUUCGAGGCUAUUGAAAAUAACCAGAUUAUUAGCCGAUACGACAAUUUUUUUGGCUAUUUUAGAAAUACAAUAGUCUCCGUAUCAAGCAUAGUGGUUCCUAUACAAUAGUGUUUCAUUUCAACAUUCAUUUCUACUCGUGAUCUCAAUUUCAUAAAAAAAAAACGCCAUUCGAAAAGGAAAUAUUAAAAAUUAAAAAAAAAUACUUCAUCACGACAUGCAGGAGAGAUAAUUUUUAUGUUGUAAAAAAAAACUUAUUAGAACUCAUUGGAAUAAUAAUCGACCUACUACAAACCGAUGUGUAAAUAAUUCAUAAAAAAUAAAAGCCUGGGCGCAGCGGCUUUACACUAAGGCUUUAAUGAAAACUUCGACUUUUGGUUUUCGUAAGAGUGAGCUCAUUUACAUUAUAUCUAAACUUGUAUAUAAAAUAUUUUACGAUACACAUCUAUGUAUUUAUAUAGCUACGACCAUAGUCUUCUAUCUUCAUUGCAUUCAUCUGUAUUACGAUACUUUUAGUGUUUAUUUACUUGUUAUUUCUGUCGCUUAUUAUUAAUUAAAAAUAAAAUUUGUCAUGUGCGAAUAGGAAAUAAGUUUAAAUUAAAUAUUGUAUUAAUAAAAAAUAGUUUUUAAGUAAAUUUGUAAAUUAUAAUUUUCUAAACGUACAAUCUAUAAAACUUUUUUACUGGAUUUAGUAUAUAUUUGGCAUCGAAGCUAAUACCGAUAUGUAUUUUUUUGGAAAACAAUAAAUUUGGCUAAAUCCAAUUGAAUAACCAAAAA
Molecule: messenger RNA, 5004 nt
Organism: Nasonia vitripennis (jewel wasp)
Lineage: Eukaryota; Metazoa; Arthropoda; Insecta; Hymenoptera; Pteromalidae
Exons: 12
Coding region: 612-3725 (1037 amino acids)
Biological process (GO): lipid metabolic process
Molecular function (GO): lipase activity
Source: RefSeq, a predicted model, not a curated record